Messenger RNA from Lotus japonicus, 1765 nucleotides. RefSeq names its product farnesylcysteine lyase. The record is from RefSeq and is a predicted model, not a curated record. Gene Ontology annotation, biological process: prenylcysteine catabolic process; prenylated protein catabolic process. Gene Ontology annotation, molecular function: prenylcysteine oxidase activity. NCBI's taxonomy places the organism in Eukaryota, Viridiplantae, Streptophyta, Magnoliopsida, Fabales, Fabaceae. The coding region runs from base 7 to 1569 and encodes 520 amino acids. The transcript is spliced from 5 exons.
GGUUACAUGAGAAAAAUGUACACUUCUCUACAUAAAUAUUACUAUAAGAUUUCUUUAUUCAUCCGAUUUGAUCUAAGGAUGAUACUCCCUAUCUUGUUGACUUUCCUCUCACUCUCCCAAGCUCAACCGCACUCCGAUGCUCCACCACCCACCGUCUGCAUCGUCGGCGCCGGCAUCGCCGGCUCCUCCGUCGCUCACUUCCUCCGCAAAUACUCACCAGAACCCACUCCCACCACCAAAAUCCUAGUCUUCGAGCGCAACGCCAUCGUCGGGGGUCGCAUAGCCACCGUAACCAUCGCCGGCGAGACCUUCGAAGCCGGAGCCUCAAUUCUCCACCCCAAGAACCUCCACGCCGUCGAUUACACCAAGCUUCUCAAGCUCAAGGUCAAGCCGCCUGGCUCUGAUUCCCUCUCUCUUGGCAUUUGGGAUGGCAACAAGUUCGUUUUCAAAACCGUUGAGAUUAGCUCCGAUCUUCCCCUCAUCGAUGAACUCCUCAAACUCCCAUUCAUUGAUACUCUCGUUUCCCUCUUCAAUUCCGCGCGCAUGUUCCUUCGCUACGGGUUUUCGCUUCUGAAGAUGCAGAACUUUGUUGAGAGCACUGUGGGUAGGUUCUUGAAGUACUAUGAGGAACCUGGUUCUAGGCCUGUUUUUGAGACUGUGGAUGAGAUGCUGAAAUGGGCUGGUUUGUAUAAUCUUACUACCAGGACUUUGGAAGAUGAAUUGGUUGAUGCUGGCUUGUCUCCCUUGUUGAUCAAUGAACUUGUCACUGUCAUCACACGUAUUAAUUAUGGGCAGAGUGUCUACAUGAGUGGUUUAGCUGGUGCAGUUUCUCUGGCAGGAUCAGGUGGAGGGCUGUGGUCCAUUAGUGGUGGUAAUUGGCAAAUGGCUGCUGGGUUGAUUAAUCGAUCAGAUGUUGCAUUACAUCUCAAUGAAGAAAUAAAAUCUGUUGCUUACCAUGGAGAUUAUUAUGAACUCAAUUCAACAACAGGAAAAAGUUACAACUGUGAAGUUGCUGUGAUUGCUACGCCAUUGGAUGAGUUAAAUAUUAAUUUUGACCCCCAAAUUCCAAUUCCUGAGAGAAAAUUACAGCACACUUAUACAACUUUUGUCAGGGGCCUUUUAAACCCUGUAUAUUUUGGUUUCAAAGCUGCGUCGAAAAUUCCAGAUCUUGUGGGCACAAUAGAGGACCCUAAACUUCCAUUUUCAAGCAUCUCAGUUCUCAAGAAGCAUAGCGAAAAGGAAUCCACUUAUAAAAUAUUCUCUCGUCAACCAAUGGCAGACACAUUAUUGGAUAGCAUUUUCAGUGUGAGGACUGAGACAAUUCGGAUAAACUGGGGUGCCUACCCUCAUUACCAUGCCCCAGAAAAAUUUGCACCAUUUAUAUUAGAUGGUCGGCAUCUGUACUAUGUGAAUGCAUUUGAGAAUGCAGCUAGCACUAUGGAGACAAGUGCUGUAGCAGCUGAGAAUAUUGCCCGGCUCAUACUGUCAAGAUAUUUUAGCAAAGUGAAUGUUCACCCAUCUAUUUUGAGUGCUAGUUCUCAAGGAGAGGAUACUCAUUUAGAUUUGUGAUGCAAUGAAGCUCUCAAUGUAUAAAAAUGUAUUUAUAUAGCAAAUGAAGAAUUACUCUCUCCCCGUUGUUGUAUUUCAUUUUAUCAUGUUAUUAAUGAAUAGAGGAUAUUGGAUAGUACGUGUGAUUGUUGAGAUUCUAAUUCCUGAUGAGGAUUUCCUUAUUGUGAAAAUUUGCUUUUAAAUAAGCUAUUUUACC